Messenger RNA from Scophthalmus maximus (turbot), 1385 nucleotides. It is a transcript of the gene rps19bp1, whose product is annotated as ribosomal protein S19 binding protein 1. Gene Ontology annotation, cellular component: nucleolus. Lineage: Eukaryota; Metazoa; Chordata; Actinopteri; Pleuronectiformes; Scophthalmidae. Bases 197 to 682 code for a protein of 161 amino acids. Gene Ontology annotation, molecular function: enzyme binding. The record is from RefSeq and is a predicted model, not a curated record. The transcript has 4 exons.
AAAAGUAAUACGGUAGGAACCCUUUGUUCGACAUCUUUUCCAGCCGGUUGGUUUUAAUCGGUGCACACGAGGGGCGCUACUAUCCGGAUGUUGAUGGGCUCACACAUGUUGCGGUUCAGCAGUGCGCUCAGCUUGUGGUCGAUGUAGCUCGUAUUAAUACAAAAUCCUCAGAGCGUUUCCUUUGUCAAACAUCACGAUGUCCGCGGCGUUGGUCAGGAAAGGACUGGAGCUGCUCAGCGAUGAUAGCAACGCAAAGAAGAAGAAGAACAAGCAGAAGAAGAAGAAGCAGCAGACGCCCAGCUCGGCCACUGUGAUGGAGCUGGUGAGCACCAACCGGCAGGGGGUCACGAAGCAGAAGAAACGGCUGCAGGGUCGCCUGGGCCCCGGCAAGAGCAGGGCCACCGUCAAAGACAAGAGGAUCAAGUCUGCAGUGGAAGAGUUUAGGAAGAAGGAAGGGAAGAGCCACAUGAGUGCAAACCUCAAGUACUUCAUCAACACCGGAUGCAAAGCGACAGAUUCGGACACUCUGAAGAUACAGAGUCACAAUACAGGGAGACAGUCCAGGAACCGCCCGGUCCGAACCGCCAAGAAGCCCAAGGAGCCACAGUCGUUGUUCACAGAGGAGGAGUUCCAGCAGUUCCAAAAGGAAUACUUUGGCAGGACUGUCGAGGAGAAGAAAUGAAGCGCACACACUCAAACACAAAGACAAACACAAGACAUUGCAGCCUAAGAGGAGAAAACAGAGCUGCUCAAAAAUAGAUUUCUGAACCAGGUUGUAUUCUGGAAGUUGGAUCUACUUCACGUCUCAUGAAUGGCCCAAAAACUUUUAUAGGCUGAAUCCAUGCUGGCGUAAGGAUUUUGAUACACACACGGGGAACAUUUGAUUUACCUCCCUCAAUAAUAUCAAGAGUUUCAUUCCAAAUUUAGCGUCGUCAGACGAGCAUUAGUUCAUGUUUAGGAUUUCUGUAGAUGGUUGACUGAUAGCAGUUAUUAAUUAUGUUCAGGCAGUUGUAAUUUGUCUUAAGUUUUGCUUUUUCAACUGUUUUUGACCCAAUAUCAUAGUCAAACAUCUCAUUUGUGUCAUUAGUCACCAGGUUUAAAAAUUAAACUUACAUUAGAUUUGUCAAGAAAAGAUACAGAUACAUGCAACUUCUCCAUAAGUUGACAUAUAUAUUUCUUAUAUAUAUAUAUAUAUAUAUAUAUAUAUUGUUAUGACCACCUCCAGUCCCAAUUUCAAUUGGGAUUGACCACUUUAUACUGGAAUGUAUUGUUCUGUUCUGUACAAGACAGUAAAAUGUUGCUGUUUUUUGCCGUUGCAACAAUGCAAAGUUGUGUGGUGCGAGAGAAAACUAAUAAAUGAUACAAUUUUGUCCUUUUCACCCAAA